UGUGUGUGUGCCUUACAGGGGAUCUGGCCUCUGGGAAGGUGUCUGGACUCAAGGACCAUGUCCUGCCCACCAGUCCCCCAGAGCCCCACCUACUACGAACAUUAAGACGAAAGCCUUUCCUGGCCCUGUCCUGCUGCACUUUCUGCCUUGUGUUCCACUCUACCACCUUCAGAUCUGAUCAAAAGGCCUGUCCUCCCUGUUGAGUGACUCAGAGGAAAAUAAGAAAAAAUAGUGUCCAGUAUCCAGACAUUUAAACAACUCUUCCGUGCCUCAGGCCUCUUCACUCACCCGGGAAGUCCAAGGAUUCAAGUCUCCAUCCCUGUACAGGCACAUGGCGGGCAGAGAGCAGAGCGUGGUAUCCUAGAUGCUGCCUGUUCCUGUGAUGCUGAAGACUCUCCUCCCUGUGCACUGCAGAGAAGACUCGAAUUUCCAGAGCUUUUCAGCAGAGGAAGAUGCUCGCUGAACAUUCCGAACCAUGGAGAUGUGUACCUGACACCUUUCAGGCUUUGCCUGUGUCCUUUUGUCUGUGAGUGAAAACCCAGAGAAAGAUACCUGGCAACUGAGUCACUGACCAUGCAGCCACUGGAAUCAGUGAUAUUUGAAGAUGUAGCUGUUGACUUCACCCAGGAAGAGUGGGCCCUGCUGGACAUACACCAGAGAAAGCUGUACAGAGAUGUGAUGCUAGAGAAUAUCAGUCACCUGGUUUCCCUGGGGUAUUGGAUCUGCAAAUCAGAUGUGACUUUUCAGCUAGAGCAAGGAGAAGAGCUAUGGAGUGAAGGGACUGGGUUUCUCCAAGGCCAGAGUGCAGGCAGGGAAAGUGCCGUUCAAAAUGAAGAAGUGAUAGCCACACAACAUAUCAGUGGAAAGGACACAUUUACAAUCAUGCAAUUGCAGAAAUUUCACACUCAAGAGGAUCCCUGUGAAUAUAAUGAUUUGGGAGAUUUCACUCAUAGCUCCACAGUGACUCAACAUGUGUUAACUCAUAUGGAAAAGAAACCCUGUAUCAGCAAACAAUAUCAAAAAUCCUUUAGUGACCAGUCAUAUGUUAAUCAACAUAAGAAACUUUACACCAGACUUAAAUCAUAUGAGUGCCAUCUAUGUGGGAAAACCUUCAGUAAUUGCUCUAGCCUUAGAAGACAUGAGAUGACUCACACUGGAGAGAAACCGUACGAAUGCCACAUCUGUGGGAAUGCCUUUAUUCAGAGCUCUGACCUUAGAAAACAUAGUCUCACUCAUACCGGAGAGAAACCUUAUGAAUGUCAUAUAUGUGGGAAAGCCUUCAGUCAGUCGUCUAACCUCAGACAGCACCAAAGGACACACACUGGAGAACAACCGUAUGAGUGCUGUCAGUGUGGGAAAGCCUUCAGUAAAUGUUCUGCCCUGAGACGACAUGAGAGAACUCACACAGGAGAGAAACCUUAUGGAUGUCAUCUGUGUGGGAAAGCCUUCAGUCAGUGUUCUGCCCUUAGACGACAUGAAGGAACCCACAAUGGAGAUAAAAUUUUGAAUGCCUUCAGUAAAUAUCCUGACCUGAGAUGACAUGGUAUUAUAAGUAAUGAAUAUAGAAGAAAACUCAAUCAUAGUUUUAACAUUAAAAAACAGCAAGGACUCGCACAUUAAGGAAACACUGUCUGUGAUCAAUGUGGAAGGUCCUGCAGUCAUCCUUAUUCAUCUUCCAUAUGCAAAUGUAGAUGGAAGAUAAUCCAGUUGUAUGGAAUCUCUCUGGCAAAACCUUCAGCCACUCGUCUGACCAUAGGUGACAUGGGAGAACUCACACUGGAAGUAUAAAGAAUGCAGAAGUCUGUAGCAACAGCUCUCAGCUUCAUACUAGAAAAUUCACACAGGGGAGAACCCCUCAGUCUGCAGUCACUGGGAAUGCUUUCAUUUAUAAUUCAUGGUAAACAAUGUGAGCAAACCCCACUUGGGAGAACCCCUAGGUCUGUAAUUGCUAUGAACAUUUAUUCAGCCAAGCUCCAAGCAUGGUGUGCACAAGAAAACUCAGUGAUGAAAUAACCACUAGACCAGUAUUUAGGAGACUAAAACCUCUUGAGGAAUACCAAUAAGUUUUCCUUGGGAAAUGAUUCGGUGAAAAGUUAUGGGAAGUCCUUUCGUUAUUCAGAGAGGAAUGCUGUGGCUCAUAUGAGAAUUUGGAGAAUAGAAAACACGUUCUGUGUCAUGAAAGGACAGAGAUCACUCCUUUAUAGUCAGCACUACAGUCCUCAUGUUUAGGGGACAGCAGUCCUAUACUCAAAGUGGAGAAAGCUUCUGCUGGAUUUCAUACCUGAAAAUUCAGUCUAGGGAAAAAAAUAAACCCUCUAGGGGUUUAUUUAACAUACUACUUAGCACAUGAUUCAUAAUUUUGAGGGGGGAAAAAACUAUUCCUGGGGAAAAUAUGUCAUAUAAAUGCAAGAUAGGGUAAACUGAGACUAUUAAAUGCAAAAUUUUGUAAGAAAUUAGAUUAAACUUUUUCAAUAGAUUAUUGCUAUUAAACAAUAAACUGUUGCUGAAAAA
Molecule: messenger RNA, 2511 nt
Organism: Myotis davidii
Lineage: Eukaryota; Metazoa; Chordata; Mammalia; Chiroptera; Vespertilionidae
Product: zinc finger protein 596-like
Exons: 8
Coding region: 574-1539 (321 amino acids)
Biological process (GO): negative regulation of transcription by RNA polymerase II
Molecular function (GO): DNA-binding transcription repressor activity, RNA polymerase II-specific
Source: RefSeq, a predicted model, not a curated record